CCACAUCGUAAACCGUAAACCAAGUGGCAAUCCUUGUUGUUGGGACACCAACAAACCGCCCCCUUCUCCCGUGGCCACCCGUUUCGUCGGGGGUGGCGCGGGAAAACGCGGAAAAUCGAAUCGACGCGACAUCGCCGCCGCCGCGUGUGGAUGUUUGAGAAUUUGGUGUAACAAAUUAAGUGAUCUUGUAGCGGGAAAGUGAAAGCCAAACGAAAACACCAUUAGCAACAUCAUCACAGAAUUGUGCCACGCUAUACGUGUAACCUUCAAUCCGGUGAAUCACCUCAUCUGGGGAGGAAGAAAAUUAAACAUUGAUUAACUUAAAUAGCACAAAGUGCAAAAGCAAAAAACAAAAAAGAAAAAAAUAAAUAGUGAUGUGAUUAAAGAGAUGGCGCUUCAAGUAACGAAAAAAUGUUUAGUCUACUCAACGCUCGGGGCGAUUCUGGCGGCCGCGGUGAUCGCGACCGUGCUAGUUCUAGUGCUGCGCGACGACGAGGAGAUCAUGAAAAACUACGCGAUCGACAAUAGUGGCCUGGUUAUCCAGCUGCAGGAGCAACCCGAUCAUCGGUACGUGCUGGCACUGCUGAGGGAUGGCAUCCCCAUCCAGCGCAUUACGUUCGAUCACGACUUCACCGACGACUCCGAAGUGGAGUCGAUCCCGCGGGGGCUGCAACUGAUCGGCAGCGGACAAACCAUCACCAUCAAGGAGAUCGAGACGUCGCCCAACUUUUCCCUCAUCAGUAUUACGCGCACGUUGCGCAAGGGUCAGAUCAUAUCCGAUGUGGUCCACUUCAACCCGGGCGGCGAGCGGGAACUCCAGUGGUACGGCGGUCCGGAACAGAUGGAGCAGCACUAUCCGGUGCAGAAGUUGCGUUUUGAAGAUUAUGCGUAUGUUCCGAAGGAGUUGCACAGUGCCGCGAUCGUUGAGCGAUACUGGCUGAACUCGGCCGGGGUGUUUGUGUACGUGGAGAAGGAGGUACCGCUGUUUAUCGAUCAGGACGAAGAAACGCUGCGGUUGACGGCGAAGAAAGAGAUCCCGUACUAUUCGUACGAUGAGAGCUUUGAGUUCAAUUACCGUAUUGGGGUGGCCAAGGACGCUCGUGAAGGUCAUCUGAAGGCGGUCGAGAAGGUGUUGAACAAACCCGUUGGUAUUCCGGAUGAACGCAUGGUGCGACAUCCGAUUUGGUCAACAUGGGUGAGGUAUCGAAGACCGAUCAGCCAGCAGACGAUUCUGGACUUUGCCAGUGAGAUCAACGGGUAUGGGUUCAAGAAUGCUCAGCUGGAUAUCGAUGACUAUUGGGAAAACUGCUACGGUUCGUUGAUCUUCAAUCCGAUCACCUUUCCGAAUAUAACCGAGCUUACGGAGCAACUGAAGGAAAUGGGCUUCCGGGUGACGCUGUGGAUUCAUCCGUUCAUCAACAAGAACUGCCAACCGUGGUACACGGAAGCGUUGUCCAAGGGCUUCCUGGUCAAGUCUCACAACGAAACCAUUGGCUACAACACCAAGUGGUGGAACAGCGGCGAGAACGAAGCUUCGUACAUCAACUUCAACAAUCCAGGAGCACGCGAGUGGUUCCGUCAGCGACUGCAGGAGUUGCGUGACGAAGGGAUCGACAGCUUCAAGUUCGAUGCCGGUGAAACCAGUUGGGCUCCAGAAGACCCGGACGUGGACGGACAGAAGGCACUGCUGCCGACCAGCAUGACCACCAACUUUGUGCGGAUGUGUGCCGAGUUUGGACCGAUGAUCGAGAUUCGUACCGGGUUUACCACUCAAGAUCUUCCCGUGUUUGUGAGGAUGCUGGAUCUGGACACCCGUUGGGGCAUGAACAACGGUCUGCAAUCGCUGAUUCCGACGCUUCUUCAGAUGAACCUGAAUGGGUAUCCGUUUGUCCUUCCGGAUAUGAUCGGUGGAAACGUGUACGGAGACGACAUCCUGACCAAGGAGCUGUUCAUCCGGUGGCUACAGGCAAACACGUUUAUGCCGAGCAUGCAGUUCUCCAAGACCCCUUGGGACAUUGACAUUGAGAGCGUAGAGAUAUCCAAGCGUUACGUAAACCUUCACGAAGACUACUCCGACUACAUUCUGCAGCGAAUGCGAUUGGCCGUGGCCGAAGGAAUCCCCGUGAACCCCCCGAUUUGGUGGCUUGAUCCCGAGGAUGAAAUCGCCCAAACGAUCGGCGACGAAUACCUCCUCGGCGAGGACAUCCUGGUGGCGCCGGUACUGACCGAGUUCGCCACCACCCGGAACGUGUAUCUGCCCAAGGGAACGUGGCGCGACGGCAACACCAACCAGGUGUACGAGGGCGGCCGUUGGCUGUACAGCUAUGCCGCGCCGAUGGACACGCUGCCGUACUUUGUCAAGACUUCGUUCCAGAUGCGGCGUUAGGCGUUGGAAAGGAUUGUUACGUAUAAGGAUAAAAAAGUGAUGCGCAGAUUCACAUUCAUGUGAUAUACGAAGUAAAUUGUACGAGAUUGUGUAUUAUUUUGCUGGGGUAGGGGAAAUUCGUGUGGUAAAUUAAAGAUUUUGAACAUGGAAA
Molecule: messenger RNA, 2537 nt
Organism: Culex pipiens pallens (northern house mosquito)
Lineage: Eukaryota; Metazoa; Arthropoda; Insecta; Diptera; Culicidae
Product: myogenesis-regulating glycosidase-like
Exons: 5
Coding region: 389-2386 (665 amino acids)
Biological process (GO): carbohydrate metabolic process
Molecular function (GO): hydrolase activity, hydrolyzing O-glycosyl compounds
Source: RefSeq, a predicted model, not a curated record